Neodiprion virginianus is the source of this 6281-nucleotide messenger RNA. It is a transcript of the gene rho-6, whose product is annotated as protein rhomboid-like. NCBI's taxonomy places the organism in Eukaryota, Metazoa, Arthropoda, Insecta, Hymenoptera, Diprionidae. Gene Ontology annotation, molecular function: serine-type endopeptidase activity. The coding region runs from base 262 to 1212 and encodes 316 amino acids. Gene Ontology annotation, cellular component: membrane. The transcript is spliced from 6 exons. The record is from RefSeq and is a predicted model, not a curated record.
AGUGCACGCGGUGACGCCUCCACGAGAAGACCUGUGUCGCAAUUCGAUCCUUGGUCCCCGUCGAGUUUGUCCGCCUCGAAGUACGCGAUAGAGUAUAGUAAAGUGACGGGAGGAAAAGUCCUCGUCUAUCAGGUGCCGCGUAUACUUACAGUCACUUCCGUGGGAAGGAUGAAGUAGCGGACAGGGAAGAUAUCGAGUAACUAGGAAACUGGGCAAAAGGGUUGAAGAAGAAGCGGAUUGAUCCGGGUCGAAUGCAGUAAGAUGAUCUUCUAUCGGUGGAUGCUGGGUGUCAGCAGCACAAUGGAUGCCGAGGCAGCCCUUCUCGAGUGUUCCCCGACACUGUCCGUCAUCUCGUCGCCGGAUUUGACGGAAUCUAAAUAUCCGGAUGGCGGGCCGCCCUUCUCAUCGGAUGAACGAGAAAUCCUGACUUCCGCGAGAGGGUACACAAAAGUCCAGGAGGAGAAUCUGACCCCCACACUGAGCCCGAGGCACUCGAAACCCCCGAAUAAGCCAAAGCUCCGAAUACGGUUGCCUUAUCUGAUGAUCUGCGUCAGCAUAAUCGAGAUAUCCGUCCACUGUUUGGGCGAGGAAGCCACCCUGCGAACAUGGCUGGUCUACGACCCUCAACAACGAAUUCAAGCCUGGAGGUUCGCCUCCUACAUGCUUCUACACUCGAACGCCCUUCAUCUGUCUCUCAACGUGGUCAUACAGCUGGUGCUUGCCGUUCCACUGGAGGUAGAACAAGGGUGGCUUGGGGUGGCGGCCGUGUACCUGGGCGGAGGCAUUUGCGGAGCGCUUGGAGCAUCGCUUCUUCAACCGACUCUCUAUCUGGUUGGAGCAUCGGCUGGAGUUUACGCUCUUCUAACGAGUCACCUCGCUCACUUGUACUUGUGCCACGGGGAGCUGCCGUACCCCAACUGGCGGCUGGGGGCCAUUCUUCUGUUGGCGGGUGCUGACGUAGUCUCACUUCCGGUCCCAGCACUGCUAGGCUGUGGGAGAGUGGGCUGGGCGGCCCAUGUCGCGGGGGCCAUAGCCGGUCCUCUGCUGGGCCUGGCGCUCUUCCCGCGUCAGAGCAAGAAGGAUUCGCGGGGCCGGAAGUUCGUCCGAUUCGUCCGUUUCCUGGCGGGACUCGGUGUGCUGCUCUUGAUCUUCGGGGCGAUCCUUGGCAAUAUCUACCUGAUCGCUCUUCCCCAGCAGCGGAGGGCCUCCUGACAAAAAACCGAGCUAUUCGUAAGGUUCUGCAAGCGGUCCUUUCUCAUCGUCAAGAUCAAGGAGGCUGCAGAGGUGGUCUACGAAUGAAGCAUGGAGCUUCGUGGAUACGAAUAUCCACCUGAAACAAUUAGCGGAAGUAGGGAAUUUCGACAAUUGAAAAGAACUUACCAACGGCAGAUGCGUUGUUUGUACUUUGUGUCGGACUCGAGGUACACUGAGCACUGGUUUUAAAGGACUCUACGUUAUAAACCCUCCCUAAAUCGCAAUAUACCCGUUAUAUAUACCUAUCUAUAUGCUUUCCGCACAUGACACCAUAGAUACUUCGCCGCGGACUUGGGUUUAAUAAUUUUAAUUAAAAUCUGAUGGUGUAUGUGUAAUGUAUAAAACAACUAGGUUUUAAUUCUUUCAUUUUCAAUUUCAACGCCGCUGACGAGUUUCACUAUAUUAUAUGCUUAUAUUAUACAUAGUGAAGCUCGACGAAUACACUGCCCCACGCUCGCAGAAAGCGCGUUUCAUUAAACGGGAUUACCAACCGCUCGCGAGUACCGCAAAUGCGACAGUUAUAUAAGACGUGUAGAAUUCAACUUUUUUAAUAAUCAAUAUAAUUACUAUUAAUUACACAUAUGUAUGUAUUUUGAUUAACGCGACUCCAGUACUACCGUGAAAAUUAAUCAACCCAGGUAUUGUCUAGAAUAAUUCGUACUUUCGAAUCAAUGUGCCAAGCUCUCGUUACAAUUAUGGUUGUUGCGACUGUUAUGAAUCGCGUUGACGACCAUUCACGAUAACCAGUAAGGGGAAUCAAUCCAUGAAUUAUUCAUAUGACCAUCUACGGAUUUCAGACAAUUCCACAGAACUUUGUCCAGCUUGUAGAUUUCAGAAUGGUCUAUUGAUUUUACAGAUUACUACAGAUUUCUUUGGUUUCCAAAUAUUUGUGGACAUUUCGAAGAUUAUUGAUGAAAUUAUAUCGAUAUAUAAUACAAAAAAUGAAUUGCUAGAAAUGCCACUGAAAAUUCGAUGAAAUAUCGGACUUCUUAAUAUAGUAUUUCAUCAAUUUCUUAACUUUUACUGCAUUACGAGAAUUUCACAGAAUUUAUAUCGCUGUUCCUCCACAAUUUUAUUUUCCCCACGUUUGAAGGUUGCGUGAAAAUUUAUAAAAAUUUGUGAGUACGAUGACCCACUGCAUUAAUGCGGCAGUAAAAUAAAGGAACCUUACAGAAACCUUGACGAAACUUCUUGUUCCAGAAUUAAAAAUGUGAAACAGGUGUCGUUGACUCGAUUUCCAACUGAUCAAUUUCAAGUAUCUUACCGAAUUUCAUGGGUAGGUAUUCGCGAUACGUCUGAAAACCUACAGAAUCGAUUACGUUUCAUUAGAUUUGACGAUGUUCACAUAAUUUUCGUCCUAAUUUCAAUAGGGCUUCUUGAUUUUUCACAAGUUUGCAAUAUUUCUGAAAAUCUGAAGGGAUUGUAAAAACUUCAGUACCAUUUUGCAUACCGUAAUUCACGAGUUGACCCCACCAUCUAUGAAGCGAAUCGAACAUUUGGUAUCUAAUCAAAAUUUGACGGGACUCUCAGUCUGAAGUUUGAAGAGCUUUUCAAAUAUGUACAUAUUGUACACAUAUAUACACGUAUUCGGUAUGCAUAUGAUAUAUGUAUGCAUAAUAUAAUUCUAGAGAAUAAAUGGUAGCUAUCAGAAUAAUAAGGCUAUUGCAAUGGUGGGUAUCACUAAAUUCAAAGUCGUCCAUUGUCGUAUCGCAGGUUAUGCCAAGCCAAACCAAAAUACGUACUCAAUUAGGAACAGAUGCUGCCGAACCUUCGUUAGCAAAUUCACCCGCGGCAAAUUAUCCUUUUCUCAUGUAUAAUAAGGCGAGCGUGUGUUUCUCGGGUGAAAUCUAACAUGAGGCUGAAGUUAGUAACGUUAUUGCACUGACUCGCGUUUCAUAAAAAUCGUUGUGCCGCAAUUUUAGGAAUGUUUGAAAUGCAGUAAACCAUAAUCAAGGUAAAACAUAUUCAUAUUUUCAGAAACUUGACAGUGUUAAAGUAACUACAUAAUUUCUGAGUAGUGAACUUUACCUGAAAUGUUUCAUUACGGUAACGUUAUUAACGUCAGUCUCAUAAACUAACCGCGUGCGUCUUACGUGUGUUACAUCAUUAGUAAUACAAGGGGGUUUCUGUGAGUCUAGAGAUCUACUACUACUACUACUAUCAACGACACUUACCGUCAUCUAGCCCAGACUCAAACCCUUCUUCGUGAUUACGUCACGACUAUCGACCCCUACUGUACCGACCUGAAGGUAAAAAUCGCGCAGUCUUACCAAGAAUUUUUAUCGAUCGAAGUUCAAAAUCGCGCUGCUUUACCAACAAUUUUGUCGAUCGAAGGUCAAAAUCAGGCUGUCUUACCAACAAUAUCGCUGUCAUCUCCCCUAUCGAUGGUCGAAAAAAAUGUGGGAAAAAAAUGUGGGGUAGUUGAUGUCACAUCAGCAUCCGAGUUGACGUAAACAGUUCUCGGAACUAUUAAUUGUAGAAUGUAGAGAGAUAAAGAUUGCAGCAUAAGCUACCCUAGGUUUACCAAGGCAUUCUUGGGACUGGCAGGCUGAUCGCGCGGAGAACAAAAGAGUUUGCGUCACCGCAAUACCUGGACCGUCAGUAAGGUGAAUAACAGCGAGAUUGUUGGUAAAGCAGCGUAAUUUUGAUCUUCGAUCGAUAAAACUGUUGUCACGACAGCACAGUUUUGACCUUUGGUAGAUGAAAUUGUUGCGUGAUUUUGAUUUUGACCUUCGGAUCGGUACAGCAUGGGUCAGUAUUGACGAUGUCAUCGCAGAGAAGUAUUUGAAUCGGGGUAAGAUGUCGGUAAGUGUCGGUUGUAAAUCCCUAGACUCCGAGAAACUCCCUUUUAUUACUACUUACAUUAUAACCUAUACUUACUAUACUUACUUACUUACUCACAAUAUAUAUGGGUGAAUCUCCCGAGAUACUCAUUUUUCCGAUAUGUGAGUUUAUUUUCAAUAAUACCUCGGAACUGUUCAGAGACUGGCCAUGGAAAGGGUGCUCCAGGUAGUGUAGGUGGUGCGACGAAAGGAACAGCUGACAGAUUGGUAACCCAAGGCAGUGAUAUUGCCUCAUUUGAAUCAUUACUCGAAGCACUUUCCCACAAUGUUGAGGACAUUAUGUAUCUACCUGUGGCCACUGAGGAAAUUGAGAAAAUAUUUAAACGACUAGAGCACAAAAAGAUUCUAAAUUUUAAAGGGACUAUGAAAGUUUCAUCAGGUGAAGAACGAUUUCAACAAAAGAUCCUCUCCACGACUGCAUUUUUAUUCGUUGAGUACUUUGGGAGAAAAUGAUGUCGCAUAUCAUCUUGGUUCACUCACUUGUAAGUCGAUAAGUUUACCUAUCAAAAAAGUUCCAGAUCUAUCAAGUGAUGAGGACAUGAUAUCAACUCCAGGUGACUGGACUCCAGAAAAUAUCCCCAAAAGGAGGUUAAUUUCUUCGAUGUUUAUUCGGAUGACGAAGAGGCUGGUACGAGUGCCGAAAAAGACGAAGAAUUGUAUUCGCAAAAUAUUAAAACUGGAAAACAUUUAUUGAUUCAACUGAAAACGACAAAAGCUAGGUACAGGUACGUUGCAGUUGCACAGGGCGAUGUAGAAGAAGAUGCCGAAACUAAAGUAAUGUAUUUGAGAGUAUCCGAAUUAAAUAAUGAACAAGUCUUCAAAACCGAUGAGAAAGACAUUUCAUAUGUAAAAUACGAAAAUGUAGUAGCUAUAUUGCCGUCUCCAACCUCGAUUACUUUCUGCCGUAAAAAGUAUUUUAAGUUUGAGAAAGAAAUAGAUAUUUUUGAACAAGGAUAAAAGAAAUAUAAUAUUAAGCCAGUAAUUUUGUUAUUUUUUUGUUCUGUUUCAUAUUUUUAACGUACGUGAAACUACUAAAGAUUUAUACUAAUAUAGAAUUGUAACCAAAGGUUUGCGUCAUUUGAUGUUUUUAAGCAAGGAUAAAGAAAUAUAUUUAAUAUGUAAUAUACAGUAAUAUUAUACAAAACAAUGCUUUUCCUUGCCUAUGCGUAUUUUUAUUGCGUAUUAAACAAAAAGUAUGAUACUGCUCUAAACAGACAAUUACAAUCCGGCACAAUUUCGAUCGUUCUUUCUCCCAUUUCACUGAUUUUAAUUAUUUUAAAUAUAAAUUUUUCUCAAACUGACUUAUGAAUUCAUCAUGAAAACACGUGAAUAACGUAAAGAGAGGUAAUUUCAAAAGAUAACUUUGUAUCUAUCACGAAAACUUGUACAUGACAUGAAGAAAGGAACAUUAAAAGGCUAACUUCGUAGCGUUGUCGCCGCGUCUGAAGAUCACACGGUCUUAAAACCGCUAACUUCACGGGUUACCCAAAUGUUUUCACGGAUAUCGAGAAAUUAUAACGGCCUAUAAGUAUUUCAAUAUUGAAUAUUUUAUUAAAACUAGCCAAGGUCAUUCCUCUGGCACUAUGAUUUUUUCGAAGUACGACAAAUCCCACAAAACUGAAAAACGAUUUUGUCCAAGUGAUAAUUAUAUUUUAUUAUUUUAUACUAAAGAUCAUUCAUACUCUUAGAAGUAAAAAUGACUAGUUUUGGAAAAAAAUUUUGUAUUCUACGAAAAAUGAGUAUCUCGGAAGAUUCACCCAUAUACUAAACAUAGUUACAUAAAUCACCUACAUCAUAAAUAAUUAUCAAAUAAACUGGCUGUGAUUAUUUAAGUGUUAUCUUCAACAUAUUAUACAUAUUAUACAUCAUAAUAUAAUAUAAUCGAUUAAUGAAUUAUUGUAUAUAUAACUAAUGAGAAACUAAUUUGCGUAUCGUACACGCUUCACCGUUAUAAGAGCGUGAUGAUAUACCUUAUUCAUGUGUCAAAACAAUCAGAGGCAAAAGUAAGAAUUUCAAAAAACAUACAAACCAUGUAUAUACGUUACAAUAAAGGUAUUGUCCAAGUUUGUCAACGGUAGACUAAAAAAAUAAAAUCGAAAAACAAGAAAUCUUUCCAGGCCCCACUGGAUUGGUAAUCGUAAAUAAAAAUGGAAAAAAAAUAUAUACAUAUUCUUCAAAAUAAAU